Molecule: messenger RNA, 1589 nt
Organism: Annulohypoxylon maeteangense
Lineage: Eukaryota; Fungi; Ascomycota; Sordariomycetes; Xylariales; Hypoxylaceae
Exons: 6
Coding region: 12-1589 (525 amino acids)
Source: RefSeq, a predicted model, not a curated record
ACCUAAUCACCAUGGCAGAAAGCCUAGAAGACACUUUGCGGGAAUUGCAAGUAACAUUGACUAAAUUGAAUACUUUCCUAGAAAUUCAAAAUCAUCAAACGGAAACUUAUAUUGAGAAUAAUGACGCAGAUAUUGUCACAGGCCCAGAAACUUCCACCCUCUUGAUGCCAAAUUUGGAUCAAUGGCUAAGUGACCAUGUCUUGGAUCAGGUUCUACUGAAAGAGAUGCGAAAAGCAUUCAUCGACUUCGUUUUAAGCAUUGCUGGCAGUCUUAUUUAUCUUCUUUCUCGGGAUCAAGACACUUUGUGCUUCGAAUUUGACCCAUUAAUAGAUAUUACGUUUCGUAUUGAGGGAUUGCGAAUCGCAGUCAAGGAACGUUCGAUGUUUAUCGAAUCAUCCCAUAUAACACAAUCCAUUAAAAGCCAAUGGCCGAAUCACAUUGGUUAUGUAGAGAAAUCUUACGGUGAACCUAAUUUUUCAGGAUAUCCCGUUCAAUGUAGCGAUGGAAAUAUUGGGAGAAUCAUCUUCAAUGACAAUGGCCUCGACGAUGACAAAAACUCGAUUAUGGCUUUGCCUACACUCAUAAGACUUUGUAACUGGCUUAGAAAGCCAGCAUCUAAAAACCGAAUUAACCCAACGCUUCUUCGAACUAUUGCAGUCCCUUGGGACUGCCUUGCAAGUAGUCGCGAAAGCAUAUGCAUUGAGAACCACCACUUUGAGAUGACAUACAAUCUACAUUGGUGUGAAGAGUGGCCUCGACAUUGGGGAACCCCUACGGCCACUUCCACUGGUUUAUUACUCAACAGAGAAUUUGUUGACUUAACCACGCCCCGUUCUACUAUCGGAAGGAGGAUGUAUUUUAGAUUCAAUGAACGAAGAGCAGUAUUACAUCUUCGUGUCGAGCAGCUUAGUGAUAAAGUUGCAUAUACCUUACUAUUAACGUACGACUGCGAUAAAAAGAACACGCGUAUGCAAUCCGAAUCUAUUCCAAACGAGGAAAUAUGGCGACAAAAUGGAAUACUUCCCUGCGGCAAGGGCAUCUGGAUUGCUCAAUUCCAAACUAUCAUAUUAAUCAUGUUUAGUCGCUGGGAGCAAGGCUGGAUAGGUACCCUGGACAAGAUUGAUCAAACUGUCCGCGUUAAGCUUGCUUAUUUUGAUGACCAAGAGGCGGGCUGGGAUAGGUUGAUGUUUGACAAUUCGUUCCAGCUAUCAAGAUUAUAUUUCAAUGUCCAUCAAUUACUACGCGUCAUAAAUGAUUGGAUCGAAGAGAGCGUGAUCGAUCUUAAGGCAAUACGACAGGAAUGGCUCAAGAAUAGAAACAAUCUGGGGUUUCAUCUUGAUAAGCGAGAGUUGCGAAUGAUCGAGAAGAAUUGGGAUACUGUCAUCUCCGAUAUAGAUACACGGGCUAAAGGGCUCAUUGACCGUGUAAAUCGGAGAACGCAAGAUGUGAAAGACCUUAGGGAUGGGCUUUUCAACGCUACUUCUAUUCGCGAUGCAAACAAAGGAAUGGCUCUCAAUCGGGCGAUAUACGUCUUUACAGUAGUGACUGUAAUUUACACCCCCCUAGGAUUCAUGGCUUUCUUCAGGUGA